AUGGUUCCACAGAUGCUGUCAAGGCUGUGGUCAUACUUUGUGUUUGUGUCAAGCAAGAAGGCAAGGCUCACAGGGCAGUCCCCUGAUGGCAGGGAAGCAGCCCUGCUUAACUAUGUUCUUAACAAGGCAGAGGAAGGUAAUGCACAGGCUGUCUUGGCUGCCAUUGAUGAUUACACUCAGAGUGUUUGGAUGAUGAACAUUGGCAAGCACAAGGGUUCCAUUCUGGAAUCUGCAGUGCAUAGAUGUGAACCCAAAUUGGCCUUAGAGCUGGGAGCUUAUUGUGGGUAUUCAGCCAUUAGGAUUGCUUCCAAGAUGACAAAGCCUGGUAGCAAGCUGAUCUCUAUAGAAGUGAAUCCCAAUAAUUGCAAUGUUGCCAAAGAAAUCGUAAUUCAUGCAGGGGUUGCAUCAAAGGUGGAAGUCAUGGAAGGAACAGUGAGUGACAAAGUGGAGGACUUGUGUGAGAUGUUAGAUGAUGAAGGGGUUCCACAGUUUGAUUUUAUAUUGAUGGAUCACUCCAAGCAAAGUUACUUGUCAGAUUUCUUGGUGCUCAAGGAGCGAGGAAUGAUUGGGAAAGGAACUGUCAUUGUGUCCAACAAUGUGGAUUCAGAUUUCUCCAACUAUCUGCGAACUAAAACUAAUGAAUUGGAGAGUGAAGAACACAAGUGUUGUGCAGAGUACUUGAGUCUCCUUCCAUCUAUUAUCACUGUUUCCACUUUCAAGGCUGAUCUUCCCAUCUCUGUUAGGACAUAA
Messenger RNA from Cryptomeria japonica (Japanese cedar), 750 nucleotides. RefSeq lists its product as uncharacterized. Bases 1 to 750 code for a protein of 249 amino acids. Gene Ontology annotation, molecular function: O-methyltransferase activity. NCBI's taxonomy places the organism in Eukaryota, Viridiplantae, Streptophyta, Pinopsida, Cupressales, Cupressaceae. The transcript has 2 exons. The record is from RefSeq and is a predicted model, not a curated record.